CAGUCCCACGGGUAUUCCCGGAAAAUUACCAACGGUUGCUUGUUUUUUUUCUCUGUCUGUUACUGUGUCACUCCCAGGCCGAUGACCCCGCCGUGAGCUGUUCUUUUUGAAGUAUUAAUUAAUUAAUUGUCCCCUUUUUACUGCUCCUCGGGGCCUUCCGUUCAAACCCAACAGCUUCUCCUCUUGAUUUUUUUUUACAAAACUAAACGAGGUGAUUGGAGAAUUGUGUCAAACUGCGCUGAAACGUACUCCGCAAUACUUCCUGUCCGCGGUCAAAAAGAAGACUCUGUUAAGAUGGGUCCAGAGGCUGAAGAACAAAUGACUCGUUCAGAGGUGAAGAAUGACUAUGUUGAAGAAUCAUCCAGAAAUAAUUCAUUAGACAUAAUUGAGAAGCUUGGUUUCCUCCAAUCAAUGAGUACAGAUGAAAAGAUUAAGCAAUUCCAAAUGUUUCUCACAACUGCCCUGAUUAAUGAUCUGGUACACCAGCUGAGUGAAGUGCAGUAUCUGUUACUAUUACACUAUUUUGUUAUGGCUCUUUGUUCUAGAGGCCAAGCACAGGAUCUAUCUGAAGCUGAAAAACAUAUUAUGGCAAUUAGGAAAAUGACGAAGGAGACCCCAGAAUGUCAAAGUUUUCUGUAUGUCGCAUAUCACAUGUUAGGCUGCUUAUACUUCAAGCAAAAUAGAUUUGACGAGGCUAUGAAAUGGUUUCAAAACUCAAAGCAAGAACUUGAAGAUAACCCACCAACAAUAGAAUGGGCUGAUUUGGUGCUAAAAUCAGAAGAAAUUGAACCAAAACAUUUUCCAAUCAAAAUAAAUGAAUAUAUCGAAAUGUGUAAAUGUGCUCCUAAGCCUGUAGCCACCUGCCAAGAUUCAAAUUGUCAGGGAUAUUACAAAAGGGAAAUCUAUCCAACUGAUCCGGAUUACAAGGGCUAUGUAGAACUUUCCUGUGAUUCUUAUUGCUUGACAUCAUAUCACCUUACUUGCUGGAAAGGGUUAAAGGAUUCUCUGUAUCAUGGGAAAUCUAAUCAGGAUUUCUGUUCAAUGAAAUGUCUGAACAGUGAUUGUAAAGGUCUGAUCAUAAAAUGUGUAAUUCACAAUGCUUCAGGAAUUGCACAGACUGAGUUUGAAAUAAAAAAUUCAGAUCUGUCAUCACGAAUUUCAACUAUAAAACGUGAACAAAAGGCUGUAAAUACCCUGGAAGGAUUGAGUAAACGUAAUGAGCAGAAUGAGUGUGAGAAAGAAAGGAAAGAAAAAGAAACCGAUCUGCUGACAGAUAAAUGUCGCUUGUACCGUGAAAUCAUUCUGAAAAGAAAGCUGAUUGAAAAUGCAAUUGUUGAAACUGGAAAAGUAACUGAACUAAUAAUCAAUUGGGAUUUGAAAAAAGUUUUUAUGGAGAAAAGCAGUGAAAUUACUGCAGAAAUGAUUCUAAACCAUGUUUUAAGGUGGAACUGCAAUUUUAAAAUCAGACAAUUUUUAAUGAUGCUUAAAGAUGAGGAUCUUUCUAAUCACCCUGAACUAAAGAAAUGGAUAACUUACAUUUUGGAACUGGGUGAUCAGUGUAGUCUGUGCUUCCUGUAUAGCUACAAAAAAGUUAUAAUUCCAAUCCUUUGUGAUAUGGAAAAUCUCCUGAACUUUGCUCAAAAGCUACUAUCAAGAAAAGCUCUAAGUAAAGAAGAAGUAAAGGUGCUAGCAUUAACCCCAUCUGAACAAAGGCCAGAUGUUCUGAUGGAACAAGUGACUAGUCACAAAGAUGUCUGGCAGAUGGGAGAGCUCGUGUUUGCCCUGGCUGAAGAACAAGAUCGGCUACCCAAACUGAAGCCUUUGUUUGAUGAGUUUAACCGAGAGUUUGAGAAAUUCAACAAAGGCCAUGUCCCUAAUUUUGGAACUAUAUUGCCUGCGGAUCCUCUUUCCCAGAAUAUGGAUUAUUCUUUAUUUUACCGUCUCCUUCAUCUACUUAUAAUAAAGGGAACUGAGGUCCUUUUGCGGAUAUUUGAUCGAGCUGUACCACCUCAGAUACUGAAAAGGGAAUUACUGAAAAAUAAACGCAUCCUAGAGCCUUAUCACAAGGGUUCAUCUCGAUCUGCACUUAACUCCGGUGAAUGGAGCUUGCUUUACCCACCUAACAAUGAACAGCCCAACUCCAAGAAAUUUGAUAUCACGUUACUGGCAUCACUUAUUAGACACUUAAAGAUCCUUCCUGCACCACGCGGUGGAUGGGAUGCUGAGCCAUUGCCAAAUGAUCAGAGCAAAAGUGCUGCUGUAUUGCGCCUUUCUAACUUGCGAAACCAGCUCCUUUUUGAAACUCUGAACACUGGAAUCGAGGAACCUGAAUUUACCAUUGAAUGGGACAAAAUCACAGAAGUCCUCGUGAGCCUAGGAGCAGAUUGCAAAUUGUUAAAGCAACUUAAAAACUGUCCUGUUGAAAAUCUCUGGGAGGAUCACCAUCAACUGGCCAGUUAUCUGGGCAAACCUGUAGCAGAUGUCAUGCAGAUGCUGUUGUCACUUUUCCAACCAGAGACAUCAGUACAGACAAAAAAAGAAAUAUCAACAAACACAACUGGCCUUCCUGCACUUACUGCUCCACAAGAGACAAAACAGCAAACAAUGGAGCCAACUGACUUGAAGUGUGAUGAUGACUCACUGGUACUCAAAGCCAAGUCUAAGAAGAAAAAGAAGAAGUCUAGAAGUAAAAAGGCUCAAACAAAUGAGGAUAGUCGUAAUAUAACUCUGGAUGGAGUACCACACCAAUGUGAGACCCUAUCAAUUCCUGUGCAAGAGAACCAGCUGGAUGAUAGCAGAAGCAACAAGCAAGUGGCAGAUUCCAGCUGUGAUGUUUCUACAUUUAGUGCUGGCGUAGCUGCCUCAUCGCGACUUGUAUUGGGUACUGUGCACAACAACAAUAAUGCUGGUCCCUUUCUAACCAGUCAUGAAGUCAACAAACUUGACGACUUACCUGAUCAAACUUACGAAAGCGAUGGAGAGCUGGAUGAAACUGACAAUACACUCAUUGAUGAGGAGUCCACUGGUUCCUCAGUAUGUACCUCAUCAGAUUUAUGUUCAUCCUCAUCAGUUGGUGAUGGAACCAUUAACGUACAAGAGCACCUAUGGCAAAAUGUGAAAGAGAAAUCGGAAAUGAGGCAAAAGUUACUUGCCUUACAAAAUGAAAACCAAGCUCUUUUGAGGAAUUUAGACCAAUUAAUAACCAAGCUCCAGGAAGAGCAGCAACAAAGGACCCAUGCAGAAAACCAGCAUUCAAGACUUCAAGAACAUUAUCAGCUAGAAAUAUCUAGAGUGAACCAGCAACUUCAGAGCAAGGAUGAAGAAAUAAAGAAAAUUGCAGCUCAAUUUGCAAAUGAACGGUUAUUGUGGAAUAAAGACAAAGCAAAACUAGAAGAUGUAACUGCAAAAAACAUUGCAAAGUUGGUAGAGGCAACAAAGCGAGCAAUAGCUGCUGAGAUUUUGUUCUUGGAGUGCCGUAGGGAUAAUGGCCUAUUCCAGUUGCAACAGGCUGAACAAGACUGUUCAGUUCGGCUAAGGACAGCAGAAGAAAAUCUGACAGAGAAUCCUGAGUCUGCUCACUUACGUGCGACAUUUGAUGGUUGGCAAGCAAUUGUAGCUGAUAUAAGAAACAAAAUUGAUUUUACAAAGAAUCAAUUUGAUGAACAGAUAAACUUGGUGAAGAGUGGGACGAAACUGAACAUACUUCCAAAGAUUAAAAUCCCACCACCACCUCCACACCCUGAUGCAGUUAUGAAGCAUUUUCUGGAGCAGCAUUUGCAAGCAAAAGCAAAUGAUGCACUAACAGGAUUUGGACUGUCAAAGUCUUUGAAUGGAAGGUUGACAAAUGUCCCCGGACAGGCUGAAACUUCAGCAGCUGUACAUGAACAGGUUCGAGGGACUAUCCCACUAUCUGAACAAGUCACAUCCCAGCAAUCCCUGCUCACUGCAGGACUGAUGGCAACACCGGGAGGAAUCCGUGGUAAGAACAGCUUUGAGAGAAUAAUGGAGAGGCUUUCAACAUCCUAUCCCCAUUUUACCAGGGGGUCAUUAACCGAUUUCUUGAAAGAAGUAAGGCUGUCCAAUGGUGGAUCCCUUUCAGGAUUAUCCUAUGAUGAAAUUGUCAAUAAAGUAGCACAUUUGGUUGAAUCAAAACUCUGUGAGAGCAGCAGCAGUGGUCAAAAUAAGCCCUCUAAUCAAUUUGCUUGGUGUUCAUCUAGGCAGCAGGGAUUUAACUCAUGGGAAGGAGCCAGGGCGAUGACUGAGGAACAAGACCCUUGUGUGAUCUGUCAUGAAGAACUUGCUGUAGAGUCCAUGCUGGUUUUACCAUGUGCCCACAAGUUCCACUCCCAGUGCAUCGAAUCAUGGCUGAAUGAACAGAGAACUUGUCCAACUUGCAGACUUCACGUUGUGCUACCCCAAGAAUUCCCAGAUCUUCCCAGCAGAAAAAUUCCUCCAUUGUGGACAGCUCAGAAACAUGAAUAAAUAAAAUUUAACUAAAAACUUUGGAUUGUU
Chiloscyllium plagiosum (whitespotted bambooshark) is the source of this 4512-nucleotide messenger RNA. The record is from RefSeq and is a predicted model, not a curated record. Lineage: Eukaryota; Metazoa; Chordata; Chondrichthyes; Orectolobiformes; Hemiscylliidae.